AUGGUUAGCGAGUAUGUGAUCGAGAUCUUUAACUACAUAAAAGAGAUUGAGCUUACCACUAUGCCCAACCCGAACUACAUGGAAAGCCAGAAAGAGCUCGCGUGGAAGAUGUGUGGAAUCUUCACUGACUGGCUGGUCCAAGUCCACAUCCGUUUUCGUCUUUUGCCAGAAACACUGUUCUUGUGCGUUAGCCUUAUCAAUCAAUUCCUUUCUGCACAUGUUGUCUCCCUUGCAAAGUUGCAACUAGUCGGUAUCACUUGCCUUUUUGUCGCGGAAAAGGUUGAAGAAAUUGUGGCUCUAUCUGUUGUGCACUUCUUGUACUGUGCCAAUUCAUUGUACACUUAUCUUUGCCAACGUCUCUUGUUGAACACAGGAGGGCUCUCUUAUCCCAGCCCAAUGCACUUCUUGAGGCGGAUUAGCAAGGCACACAAAUAUGACGUGAAGGCUUGCACAAUUGCCAAGUACUUCCUUGAGAUUCAAUGCCUAGAGUGGAGAUUGUUGGCUGCACCUCCAUCAUUGAUAGCUGCUGCUGCUAUUUGGCCUGCCAGGCUGAUUUUGGGUCAGGAUAAGUAG
Molecule: messenger RNA, 573 nt
Organism: Serpula lacrymans var. lacrymans S7.9
Lineage: Eukaryota; Fungi; Basidiomycota; Agaricomycetes; Boletales; Serpulaceae
Exons: 3
Coding region: 1-573 (190 amino acids)
Biological process (GO): regulation of cyclin-dependent protein serine/threonine kinase activity; G2/M transition of mitotic cell cycle
Cellular component (GO): centrosome; nucleus; cytoplasm
Molecular function (GO): cyclin-dependent protein serine/threonine kinase regulator activity
Source: RefSeq, a predicted model, not a curated record